Messenger RNA from Meriones unguiculatus (Mongolian gerbil), 3218 nucleotides. RefSeq names its product acyl-CoA synthetase medium chain family member 1 (gene Acsm1). Gene Ontology annotation, molecular function: fatty acid ligase activity; fatty-acyl-CoA synthase activity. Gene Ontology annotation, biological process: fatty acid biosynthetic process; acyl-CoA metabolic process. The coding region runs from base 178 to 1569 and encodes 463 amino acids. NCBI's taxonomy places the organism in Eukaryota, Metazoa, Chordata, Mammalia, Rodentia, Muridae. The transcript has 11 exons. The record is from RefSeq and is a predicted model, not a curated record. Gene Ontology annotation, cellular component: mitochondrial matrix.
GUCUGUUCAACAUUUCCUCAGCCAGGGGACAAGUUCCACAGAUGCGUUGACAGUCCUGGGAAGGACUACACACGGAGAACAGACCCUACACGUUUUCUCUCCUAGCCAUAGCCUACCUUUGUCCUGAUCAGUACCAGGCGGUGACUUGAAGGUUCCGUGCCGGAGGACCGCCUCAGUAUGCAGUGGCUGAUGAAGAUCCAGAUCUCCAGGGGCAUCUGCAAAUUCAUCCACAGCUUCUCCCUAGGCCCCUUCCAGCUGCACAGCCGGUCUUUUUCAGGAGCUGGAACACAAAGAUGGAAUGACUAUGAUUCGCCUGAGGAAUUUAACUUUGCAAACGAUGUGCUGGACAACUGGGCUCAAAUGGAGGAGGAGGGCAAGAGAGGCCCAAGUCCAGCCCUAUGGUGGGUGAAUGGCCAAGGAGAGGAGAUAAAGUGGAGCUUCAGAGAUCUGAGGGAUGUUACCCGCCGUGCUGCCAAUGCCUUUGAGCAGUCUUGUGGCCUGCAGCAGGGAGAUCGCCUGGCCUUGAUUCUGCCUCGAGUGCCCGAGUGGUGGCUGGUGACAAUAGGCUGCCUUCGAACAGGUGUCGUCUUCAUGCCUGGGACUACCCAACUGAAAGCCAAGGACAUCCUCUACCGACUACAAAUGUCUCAAGCCAAAGCCAUUGUGACCACAGAUAGCCUCAUCCCAGAGGUGGAGUCCAUAGUUUCCGAGUGUCCCGCUCUGAAAACCAAGCUGGUGGUGUCUGAUCGUAGCCACGAAGGGUGGCUCAACUUCCGAUCACUGGUUAAAUCAGCAUCCCCAUACCACACCUGUAUUAAGUCAAAGAUGAAGGACCCCAUGGCCAUCUUCUUUACCAGUGGGACCACGGGUUUCCCCAAGAUGGCAAAGCACAACCAGGGACUUGCCUUUCGGUCCAGUACUCCUUCGUGUAGAAAGUUUUUGAAGCUGAAGAUGUCUGAUGUCAUCUGGUGCAUGUCAGACCCAGGAUGGAUUCUGGCUACCAUAGGGGGCAUGCUGGAACCAUGGACAUCAGGAGCUACACUCUUCAUCCACGAACUUCCUCAGUUUGAUCCCAAGGUCAUUAUAGAGACAAUGUUCAAAUACCCCAUCACUCAUUGUGGUGCUGCCCCAGGCGUGUAUCGGAUGAUUCUUCAGCAGAAAAUGGCCAAUCUCAGGUUCCCCACCCUGAAGCAUUGCUUUACUGGAGGGGAGAGCCUGCUGCCAGAGGAGUUUGAACAGUGGAAGCAAAGAACAGGCAUUCUCAUUCAUGAGGUCUACGGACAGUCAGAAACGGGGAUAUCCUGUGCUACGAGCCAGGAAAUGGAGGUCAAGCGAGGCUCCAUGGGGAAGGCCAUUUUACCCUUCGACAUCCAGAUCAUCGAUGAAAAGGGCAACAUCCUCCCGCCCAACACUGAAGGAUACCUUGGCAUCAGGAUCAAGCCCACCAGACCUCUAGGCCUCUUUGUUGAAUAUGAGAGAGAUCAUCUUAAGAUCACACCAAAACAAGAAAAUGAAACUUUCUUCUUAUAUGUAUUUCAAACAGCAAACGCAAGUAUAAAAACAUAUUAAAGUGAAAGUCAGGGGACAAAAUUUAGCCAAGGCAACAUGUCAAGGGAAUAAAACAGUUCUAUAAACCUAAGAGUCCUGUGACCCUCCCUCAGGGCACAGAGUCCUCCUGUCCUCUCAGUCCUCUGACAGGCCAACACAAGGGAGGCUAAGCAAUGCUUGGUGUUGGGUAAUGUCUUGGUUCAGGGAGUGCAGAGGCUCUAUGACCUACACGUUCAUCUUACACUAAGUCUUUAGAAUAAACAAAUUUGCUCUCUUUAUAAAUCCAGUCUGCUAUAACAUGAGUGAGCAUGAGUUAACCAUUCUUUUGAAAUUCUGCUGUUCUUCAGGAACACUCCAAAUGGAAAGGACAGGAGCUUUAUGGUAGCAGGAGCUGCAAAUAGAAGCAGCUGGAGUUUCCCUAGCACCUUUCUAAAGAGCUGUGCAAAGCUCGGGGCCAUGUUAGCAAGCUAAGAGAAGCAGGGUGCUUCAAGCAGUUAACAGAGUACCGGCUUAACUGACUGCCAUAUCAAUAAGGAGUUGUCCACAAAACCUUCCUUCCAAUGGAGGAAGCGUUUUCCUCCAUUGUGUAUUUGAACCCCACUCCACCCCUUCCCCUUCUCCUGAGUCUCUGGUAGAGGAUCUUCGGUGGCCCUGGGAUGUUCUACAAGUCCCUUAGGUUCUGUUCACUUUGCUACCUUUCUCCCUCUCUCUCUUCCUCUCUCCCUCUCCUCUCUUCUUCUUCUUCUUCUUCUUCUUCUUCUUCUUCUUCUUCUUCUUCUUCUUCUCUCUCUCUCUCUCUCUCUGAACUGCAUUUCUCUCAGUGGCUGUAUUUUCAGUUCUCUGGUUCCUUCUGUGUGUUUUAAUAUGUUUUUAAACCUCCUGGUGAAUUUUUUAACUCACUUGUUUUUCCAUAUUUGAGCUUUACCCAUUAUAUGAGUUUUUACCUUGUGGCCCACACAUACAUUCAAUUAUUAUGUGUCAAGAAAAAGAAAACCCAGAUAUUAAUUGUUGUCAAAGGGUUAGCUCUGGUGAGAAGAGAAGGACGGAGCAGAGGGAGGUGCCUUGUGUUGGUCUCCUGGCGUUUGCAGUGCUCUGUAGGUUAGCUGCUAUGGGAGAAUGAAGAGUCCAUGUCUGUGAGCAAAUUGCAUCACACACACACAUACAAAAUCUGAGAGCAAUCAGAGAAUGGAUCAAUAUCCAUAUCCUGACUGGAAUAUUGAACAAUAGUUUUGCAAGACAUUACCAUGGGAGGAAAUCAGAUAAAGGGAACUCUUGGUAUUGUUUCUUCUUCUUACUUUGCAUUGUUCCGCAUUGGCACAGGAAAGCUUACAUUAUGAAGCCCCUGUCUCAUGGAACUCCCGUGAGGGUCAUAUUAGGUUGCACUUGGCAAAGGGAAUUUCUUUGCAGCUGCUGGUUCUUCUCAGCUGUCCCAGCACUGCACGUGCUGAGCACGUAGCUCUGAAUGGAGACUUUAUUCAGGUGGGGAGUUGCACAAGCGUGAGAUGCUAUUUUUUUAAGUACGAGCUGAACGGCCGGCACUCAAAGAUGGAGCUGCAGCCCACAGUGUGCUGGCUUGUCGAGGUGCCACGUGCAGAGUUCAAACCCAGACAGGACCUUGAGCUUUUCAACUCUAAGCUCACUACCCUCCAUGAAGGCGUUUUUUGUUCUCU